AUGUUGUCCUUCCUCCUAGGUAGCUCCACCCUCCUGUUGGCCAGCGUGGUGUCCACUCUGGGCGGCCUGGUCUUUGGGUAUGAGUUGGGAAUCAUCUCGGGUGCUUUGCUGCAGCUUAAGGCAGAGUUUAGACUGUCAUGUAUUCAGCAGGAGGCUCUGGUAAGCUCUUUAUUGAUAGGAGCUCUUCUGGCCUCCAUCGUGGGCGGCUGCUUGAUCGACCAUCGGGGCCGCAGGAACUCCAUCCUCCUCAGCAACGUGUUGAUCCUGACCGGCAGCCUGGUCCUGCUCAUCACCUCCUACACUGCUCUGGUGGUGGGCAGGAUGACCAUAGGGUUUGCCAUGUGUAUAUCCUCCAUGUCCUGCUGCAUCUUUGUGUCCGAGAUGGUUACUCCGGACCGAAGGGGCUUCUUGGUGACACUGUAUGAAGGUGGGAUCACUGUGGGCAUCCUGGCAGCUUAUGCCAUGAACUACAUCCUGUCUGACUCUAAAAGAGGGUGGAAGUGGAUGUUUGGAUUAGCCAUAGUACCGACUAUGGUUCAGCUGGUCUCUAUCUGGUUCCUUCCAUCCAGCAUUCAGGAAUCUUCAAGCCAAAAAGACCUCAUGAGCACCAUCGGAAACCAAGAAGCAGAAGACUCAAAAUUCGGCAUGGAAAGCAAGUCGGUACAGUUCAACAGCAUGUACCUUUUCCAGCGCAAAGACAACAUGAGGACUCGCACUGUCAUUGGCCUGGGACUGGUACUCUUUCAGCAGUUCACAGGCCAGCCGAAUGUUCUCCUCUACGCCUCCACCAUCUUCCACUCGGUGGGGUUUCAGAGCGAUGCCUCGGCAGUGCUGGCAUCUGUGGGUCUGGGUUUAGUGAAAGUGAUCGUCACUCUGACCUCUAUGGUGUUUUCAGACAGGGUGGGCAGGAGGCCGCUGCUCAUUAGUGGAUGCUCUGUGAUGGCGCUGUCUCUGAUAAUCAUCGGACUCCUCAGUGGACAUUCAUUGAUGAAUGCUAAGCGGACCUGUAUUUCUGAGGACUUUAACAAAACAGAUCUACCUCAUUUGACUGUCGGUAAUCAGACAGUUUUUGGCAUGCCUUUAAAUGAGAGCCAAAUACUCCUUAAUACCUAUACACAAGAUGAACAUGUGGCACUUGAUCAAGUGAAACGGAAACCAUCAGACCCUCCUCUGGCAUCUUUUCCUAACGUCCAUAGCACUGUUGUGAACUGGAUCAUUCUCGUGUGUAUGAUGGCGGUUAUCAGUGCAUACUCCGUUGGAUUCGGACCAAUGACCUGGCUUCUCCUCAGUGAAAUAUUUCCAGCUGCUAUCAGAGGAAGGGCAUUCGCAUUCACUAACUGCUUCAACUGGGCUGCCCACCUGUUGUGCACCUUCACUUUCCUGAAUUUUGUCGAUGUGAUCGGCCUGUCUGGGAUGUUUCUGCUGUAUGGGCUGACCGCUGUGGCAGCUGGACUUUUCUUCUUCUUCAUGCUGCCGGAGACCAAAGGGAAGACUCUGGAGGAGAUCGACAGGGAGCUGCGUUUAAACAUGUUUUAUCACAGGGAGGAGAGCUGCUGCAACAUCAGGUGGAGGAACUCUUCCCCACAGUACCAGAGAGUGCGCUGUCAACUUAACUCCGACUGAUUCAGUAUGUUAGCGUACCAUAGACCGGUUAUAAAGAUGGACGCCCCCGCUAUGCUGAAGUGAGGUUAAAAUAUACAAAAUAUGGGUCUUGCCAUCUUGAUAUCAGUAAUAUCUGUGGUGGGGGAGUUCCCGCUAAAACACCCGUCUGACCAAUUAUGAGCAGCGCCACUGAAUGCAAAAGCACAGAUUGGCUGUCACAGCUGUCGAUCUUAACAGAAGAGCCCCCUUUUUGUAUAAUUUAAUAACUCAUUAAAACCAAACUCAUCAUAAAAACAAACAUCAGGGUGAUGUGAUCUACCUUCAGAGACAGACAACAUAUUUGGGAACAUUUUUUUUGGUGUGCACUUUGAGUUUUUAAUUUGGCUUAACAUGGAGGAGCGAGCUUUAAGACCUAUACUGCAGUUAGACACCAGGGGGUGAUCCAGAUUGAAAAACCUCACUUUGGGGGAGCUGUCAAGUUGUCCAUCUUUAUGUACAGUCUAGUCUAUGUAGCAUACUCACAGGCACUGGCAAGAAACCUGGGUAGUUUCAGCCUGACAGAAGGCUUUUCUCUGUUGCACUGGAUAUUGGAAAUAUAUGUGUCUUUGUAAGACAUGCUAACAAAAUAUGUUUUUUAUGUGAUAGUGUGUUGUGUUUCUAAGACAUAGACCUUCCUGUUCAACAUUACAUGUUUUACAAAGCAAA
Messenger RNA from Plectropomus leopardus (leopard coralgrouper), 2307 nucleotides. The record is from RefSeq and is a predicted model, not a curated record. NCBI's taxonomy places the organism in Eukaryota, Metazoa, Chordata, Actinopteri, Perciformes, Serranidae.